This is a messenger RNA of Trichechus manatus latirostris (Florida manatee), 2203 nucleotides long. RefSeq names its product WD repeat domain 5 (gene WDR5). Gene Ontology annotation, cellular component: transcription factor TFIID complex. NCBI's taxonomy places the organism in Eukaryota, Metazoa, Chordata, Mammalia, Sirenia, Trichechidae. Gene Ontology annotation, molecular function: RNA polymerase II general transcription initiation factor activity; protein binding. The transcript has 14 exons. Gene Ontology annotation, biological process: transcription initiation at RNA polymerase II promoter. Bases 195 to 1199 code for a protein of 334 amino acids. The record is from RefSeq and is a predicted model, not a curated record.
GUCGGUCCGACUGCCGUGAGUGGGGGUGGGGAGCGGCUUUCUAGAAAUGUUGUCCGUAUAAAAAUUGUUCUCAGAAACCAUUUCCUCCAUCAGUUCACCCCGGAUGGCCCAAGCGGUUCCCCACGAGGUUUCCAGUGUGACUGUUCUGCUCAGAGCUGUGCACCCCAUCCCCCUGCCUGGUGGGGUGCAGAGCCAUGGCGACGGAGGAGAAGAAGCCGGAGACUGAGGCCGCCAGGGCACAGCCGACCCCUUCAUCAUCGGCCACUCAGAGCAAGCCUACACCUGUCAAACCAAACUACGCUCUAAAGUUCACUUUGGCUGGCCACACGAAAGCCGUGUCCUCCGUGAAGUUCAGUCCAAAUGGAGAGUGGCUGGCCAGUUCCUCUGCUGAUAAACUCAUUAAAAUUUGGGGUGCUUACGAUGGAAAAUUCGAGAAGACCAUAUCUGGUCACAAACUGGGAAUAUCAGACGUGGCCUGGUCGUCAGACUCAAACCUCCUCGUCUCCGCCUCAGACGACAAGACCUUGAAGAUCUGGGACGUGAGCUCGGGGAAGUGCCUGAAAACCCUGAAGGGACACAGUAAUUACGUCUUUUGCUGCAACUUCAACCCCCAGUCCAACCUCAUCGUCUCGGGAUCUUUUGAUGAAAGUGUGAGGAUAUGGGAUGUGAAAACGGGGAAGUGCCUCAAAACUUUGCCUGCUCACUCGGACCCCGUCUCAGCUGUUCACUUCAAUCGAGAUGGCUCCUUGAUAGUUUCGAGCAGCUACGACGGCCUCUGCCGGAUCUGGGACACGGCCUCCGGCCAGUGCUUGAAGACGCUGAUUGAUGACGACAACCCCCCGGUGUCCUUUGUGAAAUUUUCUCCGAAUGGCAAGUACAUCCUGGCUGCGACGCUGGACAACACGCUGAAACUCUGGGACUACAGCAAAGGGAAGUGCCUGAAGACCUACACCGGCCACAAGAAUGAGAAGUACUGCAUAUUUGCCAACUUUUCAGUUACUGGUGGAAAGUGGAUCGUGUCUGGCUCCGAAGAUAACCUGGUUUACAUCUGGAACCUCCAGACGAAAGAGAUUGUACAGAAGUUACAAGGCCACACAGAUGUUGUGAUCUCAACAGCGUGUCAUCCGACAGAAAACAUCAUUGCCUCAGCUGCGUUAGAAAAUGACAAAACAAUUAAACUGUGGAAGAGCGACUGUUAAGCCCUUUUGAGACACGAGAGACUAUCAGGAAGUUGACCCAGAUCGGCCAGAAACGUGGAUUUCAAGAAGCGGCUCCCCGGGCUUGGCGUGGGGCCUGGAAGGGCCGGGUCUGAGCCUCCUUGCUGAGGGGAACGCUCACACCACCGGAAAGUUCUAAAAGUUGCUGGUGACACUUCUCGCCAGUUCUUCUAACGCUGUCGGGAAGAGUUCCCAGUCACACUGUGUUUCAACAGAGUCAACAGAAGUCUUUAAUUUUUUAUUACAGAAGGGUGAAGUUCAAUUUAUCACGAGUUCUGUUUUUUCCAGUAAAUGUUCUGUACCUUUUUUGAUAUCUUCCUACCCAGUGCAAACGCUGUGACAGGCACACCGGGGGUGUGUCGGCUCCCCGCUCCGUUUCCCUGGCCUCUCCCGCCCCUGAGCCUCCUCAGAGCCGCGUCGCUGUCUGUUCGGCAGACGCCACAACAGCACGGACGCCGGGCUCUUCACCGUUUGUUGGUUUCUGCUUGUAGUGGUUCCCAGUGUAUUUUGACGUCUUUCUGGAAAACACAGGACGUUGUAAAGUUAUUUUCAUGUGAAAAACGUUUUGUGUUCCGGAUGUUGGCGGUUCACGUUGCUCACAGCCUGGUCUUGGCACCCCACUGUCCCCGUGUCUCCUCAGCGGUCGCGCAGCGCCACAAGCCACGACGGGAGGUGGGGCCUCGUGCGUGCCUGUGCCAGCUGAGACCCAUGGAAGCUCGUCUCCAGCUCACUGUUCGUGAAGUCCCACGAUUGGCAGGAAGCUAAGAAGGUUCUUCCCCCAAAGUCAGAUGCCAGGGAAGGAGCAGCCUCCGCCCCCGUGACUGUCCAGGUCCGAGCGGAAGGACAGACUGGUGGCGUGGGCAGUGCUGGGGAGGGACGGCAGCUCCAGGCAGGAGGAGGCCUGAGAAGUCCUGGUUUGGAAAUGUUCCUGCAGUGAUCCUGUUGGCGUGAUAAAGGUGCUGGUCUUGGCUGAGAUUGUAGUUUAU